AUGUAGAUAUAAAAAAUAGUAUCUAAUUUUAAAAUUAAAACUUAUGAAAGUAAAGAAUAUUUAUUCUCUAAAAAUUAACUGAUUGAUAAAUUAAUUAUUAUAUUAGAUGGUUAAUUGGAAUUCGAUGGAUAAUUAUACAAUAAUGGAUAACUAUUUGGAGAUAUAUUUUUAUAAUUAGAAGAAUCUAAAAGAAAAAUUAAUUCAGAUAUUGUAACUACACGUAAAACUACAUUAUCUGUACUUCCUUUCAGAUAAUUUUUUGAAUGUAUAGGAGGAGAAUUAGAAACUGUUGUUAAAAAAAAUAAAGAUAGAGCUGGUUCAUCAAGUUUACUUGAAAAAAGAUAAAAAAGCAACUAUUCUUUAUUAACUUUAGAAGAUUUUAUUGGGUUAUAACUUUUAGGUGAAGGUACUUUUGGAACUGCUUAUUUGGUUAAAGAUAUACCAUAAUAGAAUUUACAUGUAAUGAAAUGUGUUCCUAAAGUUAAUAUUAUAUCAAAUAAUACUGAAAGACAUAUAAAAAAUGAGAAAUAAGCAUUAGAAUUAUUAAAUCAUUAUAGUUUAGUAUCUUUUCAUAGAUCAUUUAAAGAUUAAAAUUAUAUUUAUUUGUUAACAGAAUAUGUUAAAGGAAAAGAAUUAUUUCAUGUUAUUCGAGAUCUUGGUUUACUGAAUUCAUAUGAAACUUAAUUCUAUAUAGCUUAGAUGAUUAAUAUUUUAGAGAAACUUCAUUCUUAUCAUAUCAUAUAUAGAGAUGUAAAACCUGAGAAUUUUAUUGUAAUGGAAAAUGGAUAUUUAAAACUUAUAGAUAUGGGAACAGCUAAAGUAUUAAAGUCUAGAGCAUCUAAAACAUAUACAAUUGUAGGAACACCUCAUUAUAUGUCACCUGAAAUAUUAAAAGAAAAAGGAUAUACAUUCUCUACUGAUUUAUGGUCAUUAGGAAUAUGUUUUUAUGAAUUAAUGUGUGGUGAAGUUCCAUUUGCUGGCAAUGAAGAUGAUGAUCCGUAUUUAAUCUAUUUUAUUUAGAUAUAUCAUCUCAUAGGCCAUUAUUAAUGGGAGAGUAGAAUACCCAUCAUUUUUAAAAGAUUUUAAAGCUAUUAAAUUAAUGGAUUAAUUAAUGAAUAAGACCCCUGAAUUAAGAUUAGGAGGAUCAUAUGAUGCACUUAAAGUUCAUUCUUGGUUUGAUGGAUUCUAAUGGGUAUAUUGUAUUAUCCUAUUAUUUUUAAGGAAGAAUUAGAUAUGAUGGAAAUUAAACCACCUCAUAUUCCUAAACUUUAAUAAUCCCAUUUUUAACCUAUUCCAUUCCUUGAUAUGAUUUAAAAAGAUACAACUCCUGAUAUGAUUUGUACUGCCCUUGUUGAUUGGGAUUAAGAAUUUUGAAAAAUAUU
This is a messenger RNA of Paramecium sonneborni, 1382 nucleotides long. NCBI's taxonomy places the organism in Eukaryota, Ciliophora, Oligohymenophorea, Peniculida, Parameciidae. The record is from the annotation of a GenBank genome assembly.